Erythranthe guttata (spotted monkey flower) is the source of this 907-nucleotide messenger RNA. RefSeq lists its product as uncharacterized. The record is from RefSeq and is a predicted model, not a curated record. NCBI's taxonomy places the organism in Eukaryota, Viridiplantae, Streptophyta, Magnoliopsida, Lamiales, Phrymaceae.
UUCAGGAGAUGGAGAAAAUUGGAUACGGUUUAUACAGCCAAGGAAGCAGCGGUUGGACAUCGAUGCGUAACGAAGAAUUCCACGAGGGAGAUGUUUGGGCAGUUUUCGAUAACGAAACAAAAGAUUCCGAUACUGGCAUCAGUAUCGGAAUCGGAAUCGGAACCGGAAUCAGAAAAGAUUCCGGCACAUCAUUAGCCAGAACAAGACCAAGAUCCAGCAACACGGAGAAUUAUGGAAUUAUCGUGCAACACUCGGCCCCGAUUAAGAUACGGCGGCCAGCUGACUGGUGGUCGAAAAUAUAUAUAGACAAUAAUUCCAGGAAUAUAGAUUCUUCUUGUUCAUGGUGGCUGUGUGAUGCCGAUUCCGAUGACGAUGGGAAUGACGAUGCCAGCUGGGAAAGCGAGGAAGAAGACGGUGGAGGAGGGGAUAUGAUUCCGCCACACGAAUGGAUCGCGAAUAGGUUAUGUUCGUUUUCGGUGUGUGAAGGAGCUGGAAGAACACUCAAAGGCAGAGAUUUAAGCAGGGUGAGAAAUGAUGUACUCACCAAAACUGGUUUUCUUGAAUCACAACCCAAUUAUAUUUAAUUAUUAAUUAGACACUGUUUUUUAAUUAGUAUAUGUGUACACUAGGAAGUCAUGAAAACAUGGCUGAUUAAGUGCUAAGAUAAAUGGUAAUUGAUGAAGCUUCCUCUGGUCGGGUCACCGGGUGCAUCCGCUGGAUAAACCCGUCGGGUCUCGGGUCCAGGUCGAUGCAGGGUAGUCAACGGGACGGGUCUAGGGCAAGAGGGACCCGUGGCCGUGUCUAAUUAAGUGUGAAUGUUGCCUCAUAAAGAUGUGUAGUAUAAAAUGAGAAAGCAUUAGAUCAUUUGUGACAUGUACUAUUAUUCUACACUAUUUCAAGUUGAACC